AUGUCUGCCGAUAUUGAGAUGCCCGCAUCGCGACCCAACGGCGUGGUCGACACCGAUCGUGACCACGACCACGUACCUUCGACCCCACCUGCAGAAGCAGCCAACCGCCAUGCAUCAUCACAGCAGUCCAUUCCCUCUACCGAAGGUCCGGCCUCGCCUCUCGACCCCUCUGCUUCCUUCAAGUCUGACCUCAACGACGACCGCAACUCGCCUCGCAUCAUUCCUUCGUCCUUGACCCCGCCUCCGUCAUCCCAGGUGCCCAAGCCCAACGCUGCCUCCGGGAUGCCUCCAGGCUACAUCACCAGCCAGCGAGCCAACAUGUUCUCUCCGCCCACCACCACGCUCCGACGUCAUGGCCGUGACAAUACCAACGCCGACGAAUAUCUCGCACCUACUUCAGACCAGCUUGCUGAUGCCUCGGCCGACCAGCUUCGCACAAUGGUUGCGUCCUGCGUCGCAGAAAAUGCCAGGCUCAAGACGGAAACUGCCCAUCAUAGGUUACAGUAUAGGAUGAUGAGCAUCCAGGCCACAGAAGAAGCGAACAGGGCUGCCGUCGAACUCGCCAUGGCUGACCGAUCGGUCGACUUUUACCGAGAGAGCCUGUUUGCCCUUCAGGCUCGUCGUGAACUCAACUCUCCUGUAGACACCAUUCAGAUCAAGUAUCGCGAACUUCAGAACGUGCACGAGGCCGCCCGGAAGAAGAUCGAGACGCUAGAGCGGCGACUGAAGGCAUCAACCAAAGUUAUCCGACAACGGGCAGAAGAGAUUGACAGCUUGGUCGAUGACCGCGACAUGCUUCUAACCCGAAUCCGCGAAAACCGGGAGCAUUUCCACAUGCUUUGCAGCCCCGGUUUUGCGUUCCACGGUGUCUUGACGCCCAAGACCCCAACCACAGCCUCACCUCAGCAGUACCGAGGUACGCCUCGGCAGACACCAAAACCCCUGGGUCGGGGUGCUUACCAUGGGCCUGAUCCCACCAACAUUGGCCUCUUGCUGGAAGCUAUGAAUCAGAAUGAGAACAACAGCGCACCCUCAACCCCACUGACGAGUAGCCGUCCUGCGCCUCGCAUGCCUCCCAGACACACCCGCGGCGUCCAAUCCAUGUCCUCCCUUCCCACCACGCCGAGUUCACGCCCCUCUGGUAUUCACACCGGUCUGCUGCCAUCGGUUGAUCUUGUGCCUCGCACGGAGCCACCACGCUUUGUAGGCAGUGGUCGAUAUGGUCCCGAGACACCGAUGCAGAAGCGAAAUCACAAGAGCCGAGAAAGCACCAUCUCGGCCGAUGACAAUGAGGAACUUGCCCGCGCUGCUGUCGCAGCGGCCACAACUUCGAUCAUAUCUCAGAGUUCACAUGCGUCGCAGCGUCGCGAAGCAGGUGAGGAGGAGGUGUAUGAGAGCCAAGCUAGUCAGGCCGCAUCUGAGUUGCUACGCCGUGAUCCCCGCGAGAGCUUCGAAGUGGCGAGCUCUGUGGGGUCUCGAGACGGCACGCCAGCUCCAGCCGAGAAGACUGCGAAACUUCAGUCCAAGCUAUUCGCGGGCUUGAACAAGGCGGGUCUGGCUUCGGAGAAGCGAAAGUUCAGCGGAGGACUACAGGAAGCAGAGGAGGUGCAAAGAGGACGCUUCACCAGCCCAACGAAGAAAAUGAAGUUUGGAGCGGACGGAGAAGCAACCAACCACCGGGUCGGCCUCGGGAUUCGAUAUGGCCAUGGCCAGGGACGUUGA
Messenger RNA from Anthostomella pinea, 1722 nucleotides. NCBI's taxonomy places the organism in Eukaryota, Fungi, Ascomycota, Sordariomycetes, Xylariales, Xylariaceae. The record is from the annotation of a GenBank genome assembly.